AAGAAAAUGUCAAAAGAAUCUGUAAACAAGAACGGCGUGCAAAUGUUUUCUUGAAAAAUAUUUUUAAUUUUAUAAUAGAUUGCAUUUAUUAGAAUUAAAAACAUGGACGGAAUCAGCUUUGAUUCGAUGAACUACCUUCCGGACGAUUCCUUCGUAAUUGAGUGCAAUGAUGAUUUUGGCGGAAUCUGCGAAGACAUUGUGCGGUUGGCGAGUGCAACACAUUUUGUGGAUCAGCUGAACGACCCAUCGAAACAUAUAUCGGGAAACGAGAGCCCACCCAGCAAUACUUACUAUUCUUCCGUCAGAUGUUUCGACAAAGAAAUGCCUUCACUGUUCUCCGAUAUGGAGUACCUGACGGAGGUUUCACCUGAGACGGAAAUGGCAAUAACACCGACUCGUACUGUCCCUGUUGCUGUGAACCCUAGCGAAUUUUCCUGGAUUCGGAAGAGGACGACCAGUGAACAAAAGACUGACGCUGUUUCGAGGCUAACAGAACAGAUAUCUUAUCCAACGCAGGAAAGCACAAUAUCGGAAUCUUCCAAUGCUAGCAAUCGGUACCUUAGUUCCACUAAUUAUAGAACAAUAUUGCAGAAUUAUAUUCAGAAGGGCAAACGGAAACUGGAAGCAAGCUCUUAUUCCAAGAUGAAGGCAACCGUCGUUAGCGUAAAAUCUGGCACUAACUCAACUUCCCUGAUCGAAACUGUAACCUGCGCUUCCUAUAAUAUCAAUUCUCGAAGUUCCACUGCCAUCGCCGGCACCAGUAACAUUAUGCGCCGGCAACAACCGGACGUUCGGAUACAACCGGCGGCAAACGAAACCAUGCCUAACUACCGCUGCCAGGACUGCAACUCGUGCUUUCUGUCUGUGGAGCGUCUCAAGAAGCACACCUGCAUCAUCACGGAGCAGUAUCAGUGUCAGCUUUGUCGGCGUGAGUUCCGGAAGCGAAAAACCUUGGAGCAGCAUAGCAGGUCCCAUGACAAGGUAUUCUCUACUGACGAUGAUCUACGCAAGUGGUGAUUUUUUCCGCAAUUCGAAUAGUGUUUAAAAAUGUUCGCUCGAAGUGUUUUUUUAGUGUUUUAACAGUAAAUUUGAGGCUGAUAAGCAUAGCUAGUUGUUAUUAAUAUUUGAAUUGUA
Molecule: messenger RNA, 1134 nt
Organism: Armigeres subalbatus
Lineage: Eukaryota; Metazoa; Arthropoda; Insecta; Diptera; Culicidae
Exons: 2
Coding region: 103-1017 (304 amino acids)
Source: RefSeq, a predicted model, not a curated record